Molecule: messenger RNA, 3336 nt
Organism: Drosophila montana
Lineage: Eukaryota; Metazoa; Arthropoda; Insecta; Diptera; Drosophilidae
Gene: sens-2
Product: senseless-2
Exons: 5
Coding region: 813-2867 (684 amino acids)
Biological process (GO): embryo development; urogenital system development; regulation of transcription by RNA polymerase II
Cellular component (GO): nucleus
Molecular function (GO): DNA-binding transcription factor activity, RNA polymerase II-specific; RNA polymerase II transcription regulatory region sequence-specific DNA binding
Source: RefSeq, a predicted model, not a curated record
UGGCGCACAGACGGUUCGUUUCGGUGCGGUCGCUCGCUCAGUUCACACAUGCUGAAUAACUGUAACCGCAACUAAAGCCAACGAGUGCGAGCAUUUGUUGUUGUUGCUGUGUUUGCUCUCGCAGCCUCUCGCUGGCGCUAGCUUCGCUGUCGCUGCCGUCGUUGACGUCGCCGUUGGCGUCGACGCCCAACUUGAUUUCUUCCAAUCUUGGCUGGGAAAUCGGAAUCGCAACAAUUGGAAUAGUCGGUUGAAUUUGCGUGCUGCGAUAAGCUGGCACAACCAGCAGCCACCUCAGCACCCUUCCAGCUACCACCCCCACCCCAGCCCACCCCACAGCGUGGCGUGUCAAGUGCAGGCACUCGCUGCUGCCGCUGCCACUGCCGCUGCCGACGUUGCUGUUGCUGUUGUUUCAAUCAGCAGCCAGAUUCACACUCUCAGCUUCAGCGUCAGCCUCAGCUGGCGCCGGCGUCAGCCAGUCGCGUUCCAUGACUUCCAACUCUGCGCGCCCAGCGACCGACCGUGAUUAACUUUUACGGGUUUAGUCCGCUCGAUGACGCCGAACACAACAGUUAUACAACAGCCCAGCAGCUGCUUGCAUGGCUGAUAAAAGCCAAAAGAAAUCUGUUCCGUAACAGUUGACGUUGUUGAACGCGCGUGUAAAUCCGUUUCCGCUUACCGAGUUCCCACAUCCGUAUCCGCUGCCGUUUUCGCUGCCCAUGCCGUCGCGUGUGCCACUCCAAAGCUUUUAAACGUUAUCAAAAAAACAAAUAAAACCAAAAAAAAAGGCAAAAAACAAACCAAAAACUCAACUCAUGAACGUUGGCAAGAUGCAAGCGCCUGACCAGAAUCAGAAUCUGCUGCAUCCGGCCGCCUCCGCUGGUCCGCCGCCGGCGCAACAGCAUCACCUGCCCAUCGACUACAGUUUGGGCAACUUUAAGCCCGCCAUUGCAGCUGAUUUUCCCGGCGGCCCCUUUGGCGCCAGCCCCUCAUCCUCCGCAUCGCAAUCAACCGCCACGUCAAGCGCCGCGCUGCAUGUGCGCGAUCUCAGCACCUUGACCACAAUGGCAGCAAUACCCUCGCCCACGCAGCUGCUGCACCAGCGCAUGCAACCGGCCCAAAUCACGGUGAAUGCACAUCAUCAACAGCAGCAGCAGCAGCAAUUGCCGCCGGCGGCUACAUCGCCACAUGAUUACGCGCCCAUGUCCGCCUUCAAGGCGGUGCUGCCCAAGAAGCGAAACACCGACGAUGCAGCGCACCCCUUUAGCAUAAGCAGAUUGGUCAAGACUGAACACCUGACGGCAAUUGUGGCAGCCGCAGGCCUGAAGCCACCGCCGCUGUCGGCGCACAGCGUCGCCCUGGCGGAGGACAACAACAAUUCCAUCUCGAUGCUGAGCAAGAACCAACAGCAACAGCAGCAGCAGCAGCAACUGCAGCGUCCUAAGCUGCUGCCCUAUCUGAGCGCCAGCGAGCAGCUGCGGCAGUCGCGCUCCCGAUCGAGAUCACGAUCGCGCAGCGCCUCGCACUGCUCCUCGCAGAUCGACAUGGACGAUGCGGACAGCAGUCACGAGCGCUACUCGCGGCAUUCGCGCCGUUCACUGCACUCCCGUUCCCGCUCCCGCUCCCGAUCCCGAUCACAUUCGAGCAGCUCUUCCGUGGAGCUGGAGGUGGACUCGCCGCCCGGCAGUCCCAGCAUGAGUUCGCCCAGUGCCGCCUCCGUUUCCGCCUCCGAGCUGCUUAUCACGGCCAACAGCAACAGCAGCGCCAAGAAAUCCGAUUUGUUCUCCGUCUCCGCGCUGCUGCGUCGCGACGAGCCGGCAACGCGACGCGCACGUAGCCCGCCACUUGGCCUGGUUGGCGCCUCGACCGCAGCGCUGGCGCUGCCCAAUCCGCUGGAGGCCAUGCGCCAGAGCUACCCGCCCAACUACGAUGCGGCCAUGUUCCAGCGCCCCAUCUUCUCCCCGGCGCUGCCCUUCUUUGCCGCCAUUGCCUUUCAUCAGGGACAGCAGCAGCAGCAGCAACAGCAAUCCGGACUAGUCGCGAGCUACCAUCCGGACUCACAGGAAAAUCUCUUCCGACUGCGCAGCCUGAUGGUGCCACUCCAGUCAGCUGGCCAGAAUGGCUCCACUGCGGCUGCCGCGGCGGCAGCGGCAGCGGCAGCCGUUGGUGUGGGCGUUGGCGUAGGCGUGCCACCCGGCGGCGGGCAUUUGGGUCUGCCGCAUCAGCCGCAUCUGCACUUCCAUCACAUGGCCGCCAAGUGGCCGGGCCUGCAUCAAUUUAGCGACCUGUACUCGUGCAUGAAGUGCGAGAAAAUGUUCUCCACGCCGCACGGACUCGAGGUGCACUCGCGCCGCACCCACCACGGCAAGAAGCCCUACGCCUGCGAGCUGUGCAACAAGACCUUUGGCCAUGAGGUCAGCCUUAGCCAGCACAGGGCGGUGCACAACGUGGAAAAGGUCUUCGAGUGCAAACAGUGCGGCAAACGCUUCAAGCGCUCCAGCACCCUCUCCACCCAUCUGCUCAUCCACAGCGACACGAGGCCUUAUCCCUGCAGCUACUGCGGCAAGCGAUUCCAUCAAAAGAGUGAUAUGAAGAAGCACACCUACAUCCACACGGGCGAGAAACCGCACAAGUGUCAGGUGUGCGGCAAGGCGUUCAGCCAGAGCUCCAACCUGAUAACGCACUCCCGCAAGCACACCGGCUACAAGCCCUUCUCCUGCAAGCUAUGCCACAAGUCCUUCCAGCGCAAAGUGGAUCUGCGACGCCACAAGGAGACACAGCACACAGAUCUGCGCGUUCACCUGGGCAAGGUGGACUUCAUGUCCGCCGCGGGCGCAGCUGCCGAACUGGUCGCCGGACCCGGACCCUGACCCGGACCGGGCAUCGGCCUGCCCAUUGGCGCCGCCUCAACGCAGACGGCGCCGUCAGCUCCAGUGAAUGCCUCUACGCCGGUUAGCUCGAUGAAUUGCCAGAAGGUCUCGCUGCUGGCAUAACAGCAACAUCUGCAGCAGCGGGAGCCAGCGCCAGUUGCAUUACCAGAUCCAGUCCCAAUUAAUCGGAACCAUUGUGCAAUAGCUGCCGAUACAAAUGGACGCCGGCAUGCUUUUCCAUUUGUCGUUAAUACAAUUUGAAUAGAUUAAGCCGAGAAGCGAAAGAAAUUUCCAGUGUUGCCAAACAUAAAUAGAUGCAUACCAUAUACUAAAUACAUUAUACCAAAGAGAAACAGUUAAACCAAAAUAAAAACCAAAUCUUAAGCUCUCUCUCUCUCUAAUUCUCAGCGCACAGCAAAACCAAAAAAAAAAUAUUUAAAAAAAAUACAACACACAUUCUCAAAAUUAA